AUGGCUGCACAACAGCCCAUCGCUACGGUUUAUGUCCGUAAUCUGGAGGAGCGCGUCAAGCCCGAGCCGCUCAAGGAGGCCCUGCGUGCCCUCUUUUCCGAGUAUGGCAACGUGAUUGAUAUCGUGGCCAAGACAAACCUCAAGGCGAAGGGUCAAGCUUUCGUGGUCUUUGACAAGCCCGAGUCUGCGCAGGCUGCCAUUGAGGACAUCCAUGGCUUCGAGCUCUUCGACAAGCCGAUGCAACUCGCCCUAGCGCGCACCCGGAGUGAUGCGACGGUAAUGCAAACGGGCAACGAGGAAGAAUUUGACGCACACAAGCGCCGGCGCAUGGCCGAGAAGGACAAAAAGAAGGCCCUCGAGACCGCCGAAGAGCAGAAGCGUCUCAAACGCCCCAUGCCAGGUGCGGCUGCCGAAGUGGGCGCCCGCCCAGCCAAGAACGCCCGCGGCGCGGGUCUCAAGUCUACCGGAGCCGGCGCUACCGCCGUUGUGCCCGACGAGUACCUGCCACCCAACCGCAUUCUGUUCGUCCAGAACCUACCAGACGAUUUCGACAAGGACGCGCUCAACGCCAUUUUCGGCCGCUUCGAAGGUUUCCGCGAGGUCCGGACGGUGCCUGGCCGCAGCGGAAUCGCUUUCGUCGAAUACGAAGCCGAGGCGGGUGCUAUUACCGCCAAGGAGAACACGGCUGGCAUGCCACUGAAGAACGGCGAAAAGAUGAUGAAGGUGACCUACCAGCGGCAGUAG
Messenger RNA from Chaetomium globosum CBS 148.51, 744 nucleotides. RefSeq lists its product as uncharacterized. The record is from RefSeq and is a predicted model, not a curated record. Bases 1 to 744 code for a protein of 247 amino acids. Gene Ontology annotation, biological process: mRNA splicing, via spliceosome. Lineage: Eukaryota; Fungi; Ascomycota; Sordariomycetes; Sordariales; Chaetomiaceae. Gene Ontology annotation, molecular function: U1 snRNA binding. The transcript is spliced from 3 exons. Gene Ontology annotation, cellular component: U1 snRNP.